This is a messenger RNA of Hibiscus syriacus, 3410 nucleotides long. RefSeq lists its product as uncharacterized. The transcript has a single exon. The record is from RefSeq and is a predicted model, not a curated record. NCBI's taxonomy places the organism in Eukaryota, Viridiplantae, Streptophyta, Magnoliopsida, Malvales, Malvaceae. The coding region runs from base 338 to 2674 and encodes 778 amino acids.
AUACGGUCUUAUCUUACCCUCGCCCUCUGUAUCUUGCUUCGAAUUUUCUUCCAUUAAAAAUAAAACAAAGACCCUAGGCGAUAACAAAAAUAGUAGAAAAAACUAACUCUACUUUUGCAUGGGGCAUCACCGGGAAAUCAAGAUCCGACCAGCGCAUGCUGAUUUUCCCUGCUAAAUGCGAGAAACCAUGAGACGCGGUUGUUUACAUAAACCUCAGGAACUAGAAGGAAAUGAUGACAAUAUCAGCAACAGAGACAAUAAGCAGAAGGAACACGUCAGUGAAACUCCAAAAAGGAGUUGCUAAAUUUUCGAUUAUUUUCAUUUAAGUCCCUCUGCAAUGGCUGCCACGUCUAAUACAUCGACGACUCCGGUAGACUCAGUCUCGGCUGAUGAGUUAGCAGCCAAGGCCGUGCAAAAAAGGUACGAAGGGUUACUGAUGGUUCGAACCAAGGCUAUAAAAGGCAAAGGAGCAUGGUAUUGGGCACAUCUCGAACCCAUGCUCGUUCGUAACGCCGAUACCGGACUCCCCAAAGCUGUAAAACUCCGAUGCUCUUUGUGCGACGCCGUUUUCUCAGCGUCCAAUCCUUCAAGAACAGCUUCGGAACAUCUAAAGAGGGGAACAUGUCCCAACUUUAACGCUUUUGCUAAACCCAUUUCUUCUGUUUCUCCAUCUCCGACAACGGUUGCAGCUGGAACCGCUACUCAAACUAAUAGAAAACGAAGUUCUUCUUCGGUCACGAUAACUGCCACUGGCCAGGUUCUUGUCGCAUCCGGUUCGGGUUGCUCUUAUCAGGCUACUCCGUUGGCUAUUGUUGAUCCUCCAAGAUCAUUUGGGGAGUUAGCUUGCUCGCCGUCGCCUGGGGCAGUUAUGACGGCGAGUGAUGGGAGUUUGGCGCCACAAAAUCAACAUCAUUUGGUUUUAUCUGGAGGUAAAGAGGAUUUAGGUGCUUUGGCUAUGUUGGAAGAUAGUGUAAAGAAGCUAAAAACCCCCAAAACAUCACCUGGGCCAACUUUAAGCAAAUCCCAGAUUGAGUGUGCUGUUGAUUUGUUAGCUGACUGGAUUUAUGAGUGUUGUGGGUCAGUUUCAUUUUCGAGUCUUGAACAUCCAAAGUUCAGAGCUUUUCUUAAUCAGGUCGGGUUGCCGCCAGUUUCAAGCAGGGAGCUUGCUGGGAGUAGAUUGGAUGUUAAGUAUGAGGAAGUGAAAGCAGAAUCCGUGGCCAGGAUUAGAGAUGCUAUGUUCUUCCAGCUUUCAUCUGAUGGGUGGAAAGUUAGGAGCUUUGCUAGUGGCGACAGGAGCUUGGUGAACUUGGCUGUGAAUUUGCCUAAUGGGACUAGUUUGUAUAGAAGUGCAGCUUUUGUUAGUGGUUUUGUCCCUUCAAAAUAUGCAGAGGAGGUGCUGUGGGAAACGGUGACUGGAAUUUGCGGGAAUGCCGUGCAGCAAUGUGCAGGGAUUGUUGCUGAUAAGUUCAAGGCUAAAGCAUUGAGGAAUUUGGAGAAUCAGCACCAUUGGAUGGUUAACCUUUGUUGUCAGUUUCAGGGUUUUAAUAGUUUGAUUAAGGACUUUAACAAGGACCUUCCUUUGUUCAAGACAGUGACUGAUAACGCCUUGAAGCUUGCAAAUUUCAUAAAUAUCACACCUCAAAUUCGAAUUACCUUUGAAAAGUAUCUGUUGCACGAGUGUGGGAGUACCGAGUUCUUGAGGGUACCUUUGCGUGAUCACGAGAGCUUGAAUUUUGGACUUGUUUAUACAAUGAUUGAAGAUGUACUGAACUCUGCUCGGGCACUUCAGUUGGUUUUGCUUGAUGAAACAUAUAAAACGGUAUCCAUGGAAGAUCCAGUCGCCAGAGAAGUUGCUGAAAUGAUUCGAGAUAUGGGGUUUUGGAAUGAUUUAGAGGCAGUGCAUUCAUUGGUUAAAUUGAUCAAGGAAAUGGUACAAGAGAUUGAGACUGAAAGACCAUUAGUUGGGCAAUGUCUGCCGCUUUGGGAGGAUCUCAGAACCAAGGUGAAGGAUUGGUGUUCGAAAUUUCACAUUGCAGAAGGUCCAGUUGAGAAACUGAUUGAAAGACGGUUCAAGAAGAACUACCACCCGGCUUGGGCUGCUGCAUAUAUACUUGAUCCACUUUAUUUGAUUAAAGACAUGAGUGGGAAGUACCUUCCCCCUUUCAAAUGCUUGACAGUUGAGCAAGAAAAGGAUGUCGAUAAGCUGAUAACCAGGCUUGUAUCAAGGGAGGAGGCUCAUAUUGCUCUUAUGGAACUUAUGAAAUGGAGAACAGAAGGGCUCGAUCCGGUAUAUGCUCGAGCUGUGCAGAUGAAGGAAAGAGAUCCCAUCACUGGGAAGAUGAAAACUGCUAAUCCUCAAAGCAGUAGGCUUGUUUGGGAAACUUAUCUUACCGAGUUAAAGUCCCUAGGGAAAGUUGCAGUUAGGCUUAUUUUCCUCCAUGCAACCUCGUGCGGAUUCAAAUGCAACGGGUCUUUGUUAAGAUGGAUAGGUGCUCAUGGACAUUCAAGAGUAGGCAUGGAGAGGGCUCAAAAGUUGUUAUUCAUCACAGCGCACUCCAAGCUCAACCGGAGGGUUUUUUCCAGUGAGGAAGACAAGGAUGCAGAGCUUUUCACAUUGGCAAACGGUGAGGAUGAUGUGCUAAACGAGGUUCUUGUGGAAACAUCCUUAGUGUAACGUUUUUCCUUUCUCCCAUUUCUUUAUAUAUUUGAAGAAAAAAAAUGAAUUCUUUGGGGAUUUUCGAUUUGCAGAGAACUCUUCUUGUGUGUAAAUAUAUAUAGAUGCCUGCAUGAAUGGAAGUUACGAAACAUGAAGAGCAUUGUAACUUUUUUUCGUCUAGCAUUAUUUUUAUAAAAAAUAAUACAUCUAUAAAGGGGAAGCUUUAUGAUUUCUCUUCUCGUUUUAUGAACAUAUCUUGACUGUAUAUUCUUUCGAGGUUUACAAACAAGCCAUUCUUUUAACAUAAAACACUUAUGCACAGGAGACCUGCCUCUUGACUAAUAUUGAAGUUAUUUAAUCUGGUUUGGCUUGUAUGAUACCUUCUAUGUGUUUUUUGGUUUAUGGAACUCGCAAUAUAGAUUUGGGUUCUUAAGAAUCCGAAAAAAGCAGUUUCAUUUGCGGUCCAAAUCCGACAUUUUAUGAAGCAUUUAAUCCUGCAAGACAGUUACCUUUCUGUCUGAAAAAGUUUGUCAUAUUGUUUCUAUUUAGAUCUUAAGAUGCAGCUGGUCCCUAGAUUUCAAUAUUGUUUCAAGUUUGGAGUUUGGAUCCCUUGCAUCAACUGUCUUAUAGCUUUCAAACAUGUUCAAUUUGUACAUAUAUAUACUCAUCUACAGGGUCUUUCUGCAAAUUGAACUUGGUUCCAAGUUCGGGCUUGUUUUCGGUCAAAACCGGUAAUUGUCUGGACCAUGAUACC